Molecule: messenger RNA, 1091 nt
Organism: Microdochium trichocladiopsis
Lineage: Eukaryota; Fungi; Ascomycota; Sordariomycetes; Xylariales; Microdochiaceae
Exons: 1
Coding region: 145-939 (264 amino acids)
Source: RefSeq, a predicted model, not a curated record
GAUUUCAUUUCUUCCCUCCUUUUUAUUUUUCGGCGAAAAGAAUAGCGGGGCGGGAACACGGGGUGCAGCAACAGAGGGACGGUUGCUUCUUUUUCUUUCUUCUUCUUUCCUUUUGCACGGAGUGCAGCAAUCGUGCUUCACUUGAUGAGCACGACGACGACACGAAGGGGCGAUCACUUGUUCUUCAUCGGAGAGAUGAUGGGUGAGGGCGGGACGUCGAGGAUGGUUGACUUGCGGAUGGCGCAGGAUCUUAGAUCCAAGCCGAGACGGGGGCAGCGGAGCGUGCCAAAAGAUAUGGAUGCACGGUGGUUUCCAGGCAUAGGGGACUGGACCAGCUUUACUGUGGAGGAGCUGAGACAGGUGGAGACCCUGGUUGAUCGUCUGAUCAAGCUGGAUUUUGAUGAUCCAGGCAAGCUGCAGUGCACGGCGGUGGUGCGGCACGACGGGACGGUGUGUGAUGAUUUCCCUCGGAAGGGAGAGGAGGAGCUCAGGUAUUGUCGCCUGUGGAGACGAGAUGAGGAAGCCCGGUGGGCAUUUCACCAGUUGGGUGCACUGGUUAUGAGAACACUUUCGCGCGAGACGGUUGGAGCACAAAGUGGUGACUGUCAGUAUCACUCUUGGACUGUGAUGCGCCUCAGGACCCCCGGGGACUGGGACAAAUCAGCCGACGUGGAGCUGUUUGUAGAUGAGCGCAAUGGGCACAGCGUGUCGCUUGCCUUUGUCGAGAGUACCACUCAUGAGGAAGAUGGGGACCAUGGUCGGCUCGUGGUCGUGGCCGCCUUCACGAUGUCAGGUGGCACGCAGGGUGCUACCUUUCAACCGGUUGAUGUGAAGGAGCAGUGGGCUACCUUUUACAGGUACUUCGGGAAGAAUGACCGUGGCGUGGAGGAGGAGCUACGACGUUUCGGUUCGCGUUCCUGGGGAACCAAGACAGCAUAGCGCAGACAGGCUGGAUGAUGCGCGCGUGGGAUGCACGAGACACGAGGUGAGGAUGACCACAGGACACUGGUGGAACUGGAGGAUGCAGGACUUAGACGGGGUGCACCCGUACGUAGCAGAUCAGGAUGAGGAUAACAGAGUACCUUUCUUAU